AUGGAAGUUUCUCCAAACCACCCAGCAGCAUCUAAUAAAACCAGUGCAAAGAGCAACAACUCUGCAUUUUUCUACUUUGAGUCCUGUCAACCCCCUCCUCUAGCCUUACUCCUAUUACUCAUAGCCUAUACUGUGGUUUUAAUCAUGGGCCUUUUUGGAAACCUCUCUCUCAUCAUCAUCAUCUUUAAGAAGCAGAGGGAAGCUCUGAAUGUCACCAACAUACUGAUUGCCAACUCUCUCUCUGACAUCUUGGAGUGUGUCAUGUGCAUCCCUUUUACUGUCAUCUGCACUCUGAUGGACAACUGGAUAUUUGGGGAUACCAUUUGCAAACUCACCUCCUAUGUGCAGAGUGACUCCAUCUCCAUGUCCAUAUUCUCACUUGUUUUAAUUGCUGUUGAAAGAUCUCAGCUGAUUGUAAACCCCUGUGGCUGGAAGCCCAGUGUAUCUCUUGCCUACUGGAGCAUCACACUGAUUUGGCUAUUUUCUCUUCUGUUGUCUAUUCCCUUCUUCCUGUCCUACCACCUCACUGAUGAGCCCUUCCGCAACCUCUCUCUCCCCACUGAUUUCGAUGCUCACCAGGUGGCUUGUGUAGAGAACUGGCCCUCCAAAAUGAACCAGCUCUUCUUUACCACCUCCCUGUUUAUGGUCCAGUAUUUUGUCCCUCUGGGCUUCAUCCUCAUCUGCCACCUGAAGAUUGUUAUCUGCCUCCGUAGGAAAAAUGGAAACGUAGACAGGCAGAGCAAAAAUGAGAGCCGGCUCAGUGAGAACAAGAGGAUUAACACAAUGUUGAUUUCCAUUGUGGUGACCUUUGGAGCCUGCUGGCUGCCCUUGAACAUCUUCGAUGUUAUCUUUGACUGGUAUCAUGAGGUGCUGAUGAGCUGCCACCAUGACCUGAUAUUUGUAGUUUGCCACUUGGAUGCUAUGGUUUCUACAUGUAUAAACCCUCUCUUUUAUGGCUUUCUCAACAAAAAGUUCCAGAAGGACCUGGUGAUGCUUAUUCACUACUGCUGGUGUUUUCCAACUCAGAAAAGAUAUGAAAAUACCGCCAUCUCCACUAUGCACACAGAUGAAUCCAAGGACUCUUUAAGAUUGGCUCAUAUCCCAACAGAUACAUAA
Molecule: messenger RNA, 1116 nt
Organism: Galeopterus variegatus (Sunda flying lemur)
Lineage: Eukaryota; Metazoa; Chordata; Mammalia; Dermoptera; Cynocephalidae
Product: neuropeptide Y receptor type 6-like
Biological process (GO): G protein-coupled receptor signaling pathway
Cellular component (GO): plasma membrane; neuron projection
Molecular function (GO): neuropeptide binding; neuropeptide Y receptor activity
Source: RefSeq, a predicted model, not a curated record